AUACAGAUAGCAUAUAUUGAGACACCAAUCAUACAUGAGUUCUAAAAAAAAAAGACACCAAUCAUACAGACAGUAAAGCCCAAAAAUAUGCAAAUCAUUUAAAACUUUCCCUCCCAAUUCCCAAAUUCUCUUCUCCUUCCCCGGAAAACACUCUGUCACUGAUUCAUCGCAUUUAAUUGUUUUCACGAUAAUCUCAUGAACCCAAUUUUCAAUCUUAAAAAACCCUCUUUUUUUUCUUCUUCUUCUUCUUCUUCUCCUCCCCCAGUUCAAAAUCAAAACCCUCCUUUACGCAUAGCGGAUAUUUUACAUUCGGACGACGACGACGAGGAGGAGGUGCAAGUUUGCAUCUUUAAGGAGAAACCUCCAAUGGGUGGUUCUAAAGAUUGCCCUAAUAGCAUAGACUGUUCCUCUCCCCGCCGGAUUGUAUCUAGGUGGAUCGCUGGAUUGAGACGGUGUAGAGUGAAGAGAGUGAAGGAUGAAAGUGAAUUGAGUAAUUUGACUACGCAGGAAAGUCGUUCGGUGAAUUGUCUCAAUGAAUCAGAAACUGGGCAAAGUAGCAGGAAUGAUAGUUCCUUCAACUUAGGAGUUGGGUGCGGUCUUCUAUAUCUAAUCGCCGUGAGUAAAACUGAACUUACUAAGAUGAUUGAUAUGAGGAUGCAAAUGGAAGCACUUCUCCAAAGUACCAGACAGGAACUGCUUAAGAAAGAGGAACUUUGUAAGGCUGCUGAAUCCAAUGAUGUAUUUGCCUAUUCUGCUAUUAAGGGUGCGGAAACUCCUGAUGUAGAAAUUCUGGUUUUAGCCGAGUCUUCAAGGGUUACAGUUUGUGAUCAGUCUUCGAAGUGGGAAACACCUGAAAAAGAAGAGGGAAUGGGUCAACUCGAGGCGGAGCUUGAAGCUGAAUUAGAACGUUUGCAAUUUCACUUGGAUAGGGAGAAGUUGCUGAAACAUCCAGAGCAGUUAAAUAUAAAGAAAUGGCAGGUCACUGAUGAGCACACUGCCUCCUCUAAGAGCCAGACUAUAAGUUCAGAAGUGUUUGACCCUCAACCGCAAGAGACAGACACAGACUGCGGAGUUUCUCCAAAUGAAUUGGAGCGAAGAUUGCAUGAAUUAUUGGAAGCAAGACAGCAAGAACAAAUAAGAGAGCUGGAAGCCGUCAUAGAAUCUCUUAAAGACAAGCUUUAUGAGAAAGAAUUGGAAGCUUCUUGGUGGAAAGGCACGGCAAGGUUCAUUUCACGGCAUGCCAUGGAACCUUCAGGGUUCACUUCCCCGCAUGAUCCAAGACUUAUCACUCUUCAAGGUGAACAUAAAAUUUGUGACAAAGAGAAAGAUGCUAAUUAGAUAACCAUGUGUGUGUAACUGUAAUUGGUGUUUGAAUAUGAAUUGCUUUUGCUCCGAAAUUGUAAAUUGCAUAGUACCUGAUAUGAACCGCUCAAUGGCAAAUGAGUAGUAAGUUAAUGCUCA
Messenger RNA from Ricinus communis (castor bean), 1461 nucleotides. Its product is annotated as protein POLAR LOCALIZATION DURING ASYMMETRIC DIVISION AND REDISTRIBUTION. Gene Ontology annotation, biological process: asymmetric cell division. The record is from RefSeq and is a predicted model, not a curated record. Lineage: Eukaryota; Viridiplantae; Streptophyta; Magnoliopsida; Malpighiales; Euphorbiaceae. Bases 196 to 1338 code for a protein of 380 amino acids. The transcript is spliced from 3 exons.